GAAGAAGACGAAUAAGAAGUUGAAAAGGAGCAGCAAAGUGUAAUAAGCAAAAGCAAACAAAAGUGCAACUUUUUUUAAAUUUUAUAAAAGUGUGCUUGUGUCUGUGACUUUAAACCGGUUGUUAAAUGCGCGCUGCAACUGCAACAAUAAAUUCAAAAACAACAACAACAACAAUACCAGCAGCUAAGCAACGCCGUCAGCUUGCACAUUUUUUUUCGCUUGCCUGAUACAGGGACAACAAGAACAACAACAAUAACAGAAACACAAACAAAGACGAAGAGAGCGUAAUUGCUAAACUAUACCGUUAAGUUGGCAUCGAUAUUAAAACAGUUACAGAACAACAUCAACAACAACAACAGCUAACAUGGCCCUCUCCAUUGUAAGCCGUGGUCUAUUGCGUACUUCGAGAGAAAUCCUGGAACGCAAUAUGGCCGCAACGGUGGGCGCACUGCAGCAACAGCAGCAACCCAUCUCCACCUUGCCGCUUUCAGCGAGCGAUUGCAACAACAAUCGUCUGGUCAAAUCAUCAAAUGGCGCAACACACGGUGCGUGGAAUCUUAUGCAACGCCCUCCAGUCGUGCUGCAGAAUGUGCGCCAAUAUUCAAAGAAAACCGCCGGCGCAGCCACCCUGCGCCGCACGGACAGCGACAGUGACUCGGAUUCGGAUGAUGAGUUCGAGCGACGUCGCAAAAAUGCAAAUGUGAAGCGCAGCGAACGGGGCGAUUCAGAGUUCUGGCGCCGCAAAAUGCGCACCUUGCACCGCAUUAUGGAUGUCAAUCACGAUGGUGUCAUCUCGUACGAUGAUUUCACAUUGCUGGCCAAACGCUUCAGCGAUUUGGGCCAUUUGUCGGAGGAUGUGGCCGCCGAAUUUAACGAGGUGAUCAAACAAACAUGGGAGGAGCAAUUCGGGGAGAUAACACCAUAUAAUCUGGUAACUGCUGAGCAGUUCCUAACCGAUUUGCAUCAUCGACUGAACGACAAGAAAAUGGCCAAGCGCAUUGGACGCUUUUUGCCCUAUUUGUUUAAGGCCGUCGACUUUGAUCACACUGGCCACUUGGAUCUCGAACAAUAUAAGCUCUUCUUCCGCUGUCUGGGACUAUCUGAAGAGGAUGCUGCCAUUUCAUUCGCUGUGAUAGACAAGAAUGGCGAUGGCCAGGUGUCGCUCAAGGAGUUUGUACAUUUGGGCCGUCAAUUCUUUUUAACCGAAGAUGAUACCAAAAUAUCAAAAAUGUUCUGGGGUCCGCUGAUCACUGAUCAUUGACGCGUUGCAGUCACAGCUGUAGAUCAAAAUGUUCGCGAUGCAAACAACAAAACGAAGCCAAUGCUGCCAGCAACAACAACAACAACAACUACAACAACAACAACAACAACAACAACAACAACAACAACAACAACUAACUUAAAGAUUCCAACUCGCACGCAGACGGCGUGCGGCAGUUGGCGGUAUCUACAGCAUGUGGCGCUGCAUAAAUCGGGACCAUUCAACAGGCAAACGACAAUCGAAAGCAACAACAUCACCAGCAACAGCAACAGCUGCAACAGCAUCAACUUGAUCACAAUUAGAAAUAUGAGCAUUUACGAUUACUUACGUCAACAUUUCAAUGCGGCCGGCAAACGCAAUCGCCGCCGCUACUCGGACCGCGAUGACGAGCUGCCUCCGCCCUCGCCCAAGCUGCGCAAACACAACUACACCAACUACCAGCAGCAGCAGCAACAACAGCAGCAGCAGCAGCAGCAGCAGCAGCAGCAGCAACAGCAGCAGCAGCAAGGCAGUCGGAGCGAGGAGCAGAGCAGCAAGCAUGGGCCAAAUUCUACUAUGCAUAAUUAUGAUAUAAGAUUUUUUUUUUAUAUUAAUUCGCUUAUAUUAUUCACAAUGUCGUGCCGUCAAUAUGAGGGCGAUGAUUUAAAGCAUUUCAUUGUUUAUCACAUACGCGAAUUCGAUCGCAUACGGCGCAAGGCGCGAAAGCGACGCAAGCGCAAAAUGAAAACGCCAGCAACAGGAACAGCAACAGGAACAGCAACAGGAGCAGGAGCAGGAGCAGGAGCAGGAAGAAAAAGCGCAUUGCAAUUGUAAAAGCGAGCGCUGGGAAAUCUAUUUGCGGCGCACUUUCAAAUAAUACCAUGUACUACAAAUGAUAUAU
Drosophila novamexicana is the source of this 2141-nucleotide messenger RNA. It is a transcript of the gene CBP, whose product is annotated as kinesin-related protein 13. Gene Ontology annotation, molecular function: calcium ion binding. NCBI's taxonomy places the organism in Eukaryota, Metazoa, Arthropoda, Insecta, Diptera, Drosophilidae. The record is from RefSeq and is a predicted model, not a curated record. Gene Ontology annotation, biological process: positive regulation of DNA-templated transcription. Gene Ontology annotation, cellular component: SWI/SNF complex. The transcript is spliced from 4 exons.